Messenger RNA from Drosophila rhopaloa, 4115 nucleotides. It is a transcript of the gene Cc2d2a, whose product is annotated as coiled-coil and C2 domain-containing protein 2A. The record is from RefSeq and is a predicted model, not a curated record. Gene Ontology annotation, cellular component: ciliary transition zone. The transcript has 8 exons. NCBI's taxonomy places the organism in Eukaryota, Metazoa, Arthropoda, Insecta, Diptera, Drosophilidae. Gene Ontology annotation, biological process: protein localization to ciliary transition zone; non-motile cilium assembly. The coding region runs from base 39 to 4115 and encodes 1358 amino acids.
UUUGUAUGUAAACAGCAAAAAGAAAACGAAAACAAAAUAUGUUUGGGGUUUGUUUUUAUUUUCCCAAGGCGAUAAACGAUAGGUGUUGUCCUGAAAUAGUAAUUAUGGACGCUGCUUCACCCAAGAGGACCGUAAAAAAGAAGCGCAAGACCCAUACCACCAGGCGCUAUCGAAAAAGGGAGCAGGAGGUGCAAAAUUUACUUAAGGAAACUGAAGGCAACAUCUCUGGUCAGGAAUUCGAUUCGGAGGCACUUAGUUUGCAGUUUUUCCACGGAAACGGUGAUGAGGUGCUGCAAGAAAGGGAUUCCCCGGUGCAGGAAAGCGCCGGCAAGGAGAGUGACGAUGAUUCUGGCGGGGAACUGGCUGUGGAACCUUCGGACUCACCCUCCCAAACAUUCAUACAAAUUGAUUUGCAGGAUCCACCGCUGGUUUGGAGUCAGCUCUUCAAGCAGCGUCACUAUUAUGAUGAGAGCUUGCUGUACCGUCCGAGUAAUACCCUGCACUUUCAGUUGCAUUUGAGUGAUUCCCAGCUGGAUGACUCCCAGAUCCGUAUGUUGAAUCGCUACCAGGAGCAGGCCAAAGGCGAGUCCAGCAAACUGAGCUCGGAUCUGAUAGCCCAGCUAAGUGGUGGGAGUCCUCCCAAGUUUCUAUUGGAUGAUAGGCUAUAUCGCACUGUUUGCCACAAGGAGUUCCAGGGCGUAUUCUUUGCCCCCAUGUCGGCAGGGGAGUUCCAGGGCCUGCCCACCAGACGAUGCCUAAAAUUGAGCCUAAAGCAGCUCCGGUUCAGCUCGCAUCCUCAACUCCUGGAGGAGCAUCGACUGGCCCAACAGUUGGAGGAUCUCUUCGAUGUCUACAUCCAGCAGAAAAGGCAGAGGAUCUGCCGGAAACUAAGGGAGGAGCUGGAGAUUGCUCGCCAGGUGGCACUCAAACUGCUCGCCUCAGCUGGCGAGGAUCAGACGGCGGAGGUUAAGCGGCAACUAAGGCUCACGGGGCAGCUGAGGCAACGCUACUACUCGGAGUCGGCUGCCCAGCGUAAUCUUCUCCAGCGUUUGCUGAGCGAGUGGGCCAAGCUGAAGGAACUUCGCCGUCAGCAGCACUUCCAGUGCACCCGUUUUCAACUCGGACUCCGGGUGGUGCAUCCUCCUGACCUGGAGGCCUCCUAUUCCGCCUGGAAGGAGAGCUUCGAGACGGACCUAGCCGAGGUCUAUCGCGAGCAUCUGGAGGUCUUCUACACCCGACUGCGUCUGUGGAAUGAGCAAAAGGCCAGGAGCAGGAAGUCGGAGGGUCAAUCGAAGCCCCCCCGCAAGCCGCAAUUCGAUAGGGUCAUGGCCAUACUGAGGAAGGACUUCGACAAGGCCUUCAAGGACCCGGAGGAACCGUUUGUGGAGGUCAUCCGCCUGCAUGCGGAUGAGGCAGCUGCCAGGCUAUCCAUUCCAGGUGGUGAGCAGUUGCCCAGGGCCCGCAACUACUUCCUGAAGAUCUUCCUGGACGGCCAGUUUGUGGGCCAGAGCAGGAGCUAUCGCCUGGAGCCCGACCUGCAGGUGUGCAUCAACGAGUGUAUUGGAGUGCUUCUGGAGAGGACUCUGCCGGAGAGCCUCAACAUAUGGCUCUAUGAGAAGUCCACGCUGACUCCAAAGAGUCGCCGCCUGGCUCAGUUGAGCACCCCGCUCUUGUUGAGCUCCAAGGAUGAUGCAGUGCAGGAGAAGCUCAGUUUCCAAACUUCAUCCUCCACCCAGUUGGCAGGCGACGUUUAUUUGUACUACGAAUACCGAUCAACGGAGGGAUGGGCAGAAGCCCAUAAUCUGGACGAUGUGCAAAGACUUCCGGAUGGACUGCGUCAGACUUUGAUCCCGCAGAAGCUCUGCGCAUUGCCUGAAGCCUCCAAGGAGUUGGUAUCCCCUCGACCGCCAAGUGGGAAGACCAAGAAGAACGUAGUGCCUCCGCUGAUCCUCGCAGAGCAGCAGCUCCAGUUCUGUGCCAUGGAAGUGCUUCUGGGAAACCGACGAUUCCAGUUACUCCACUCGCGGCAUCAGCAGAGGAACCUGCACACCAAACAGCUGCGCUUUGUGCCCGCCCUGGAGUACGAAAUCUCGGAGGAGGAGCAGCUGCCGGAUGGCAGGGGAACGGUCCAGCUCCUGGAGCCGGGCACCUACUGGAACCCCAUCGAUCUGCACAAGCAUCGGGGUCGAAAGUUCCUCCAACUGCUCUACGAGGUGAUCGCCAGUCAGAGUGCCAGGAGGGCCAAGGCCUUGCACACACCUCUGCCGCUGCUCCUCCUGGCCGAGGAUUCGGAUCACUCAUCCGCCACCGGCUGGACAGCUCUUUGGCGGGCCAUCUGCUCCGUUUUCCAGGGGCAGCCCACGUCACUGCCCCGCGAACCAUCCGCUUGGUCUGGCCAGCAGUCAGGUCCCGAUCUCUUCAAGCACUUUAGCGUCUCCCUUCAUGUGGUGAGGGCUACGGGCGUACCAGUCAGGAGUCGCCACAUCCUGAAUCUCAAUGAGCGACGCACCAGCGCUGGAGGCGAUAUGAGCACCAGUUUGUUCGUGACGCAGACUCUCAUGUACUCCAAUGUGCGACCCUUUGUGACCCUGAGCUAUGGACAACGUUUGUGCCGGAGUCGCACCGCCGAGGGCAGUAAUCCCACCUGGAACGAGCAACUGCAGCUGCAGAUCCACAGUCAGUUCGGGGAUCUGCGCGAGGAUCUAAAGAUCAGCAUGUUCGACGAACUAAUAGAGCAGCAGUACAGCGAUGAGGCCUCCGAUUUGUACCAGAGGGUUCAGUGCAAUUGGCUGGGGGAAUUCCGGGUGCCCAUCAACAGUCUACUAGCCAGUCGGAAGUUUGAGGGCUGCAUCGAGUUGGCCAUGCCCAAAGUUCUCGUGGGCUACAAACGACCUUUGAUAGACUCCGUGACCAACAUGUCCGCGGAUCAGUAUCCCGAGUUCAAGGAGGCAGUGCACCUGUGGUUCUACCUGAGCAUCGAGCCCAGCAGCGGAGACCUGAUGCCCCUGCAAUCGAGUGCCUUGGCCUGUGCCGAAAUGCCGGAAACGCAGCACUUCCUCGGCGAAAGGCGAUUGGAGCUCCUGCAACUUCUGCCCCAGCCACAGCGCUAUGUGGAGCCUCUGGUGUGCACGGCCCAGGGGAAGAGGGUGUGCCUCACGAGACUCCUGGAGGCAGUGCCCCUGCCUCCGGCGGUGGCCACUGGGGAGAGUGCCUUGGAGGCCUCCUGCCGCUUUGUUUCGCUGCUCAGUCAUUUCCGCAGCUACGAUCCCUGCCAGGGAUUCCGGGGCGUUUGGCUGGACAACCAGACUCUGCUGGACAGCACCUGGUGCUCGGUCAAGGAUCUGGGCGUCCUGCUCUGUAACUACAUGCUGUCCUUGGGCCUGGAGUGCUGGCUGAUCCUGGGAGUGGCCUGUCCCCACGGCGAGUGCUCCUUUGUCCUUUUCCGCCAGCCAGAAACUGCCGAACUUUUCCUGGUGGCUCCUGCCACUGGCAAAAGAUUCCAAUUGCAGGAUGUCCAUUGUCCCCUCAGACGAAUAUUUUGUGUGGUCGGAAAACAGAAUAUAUAUUUCAACAUUCAAACGGAAUCUCGUGUGAGCAUGACGAAUUUUAAUCUGCAGGAUGGCGCCUGCUGGUUUCCUGUCUUCAGCCGACGGGUUCCUGCUCCCCAGAGUGGCGUCCAGAAGUUGGACUAUAUGUACAAGAGGAGCUACGAACUGAGUCAGCUGCAGAAGCACAUUGAGCGGAAGAUCAUGAAGAAGAUAAGCGCCUGGCGCGCCACGAGGAAAACCAUCUGGAAUCGAGCCUUCCAACCACGUCUGCAGAAGAUCCUCAGCGACAUGGAACAUCUUUCCACCUUUUCCAGAGGACGAUAUGAUGAGCCUGUUUUCAGCGAGCAACUAGAAAGGGAGUAUCCCAACUACAGGCUCUACGGCUUCACCCUCAACUUUGCAUACACCAAUCUGGCGGCGAUAUCGGAGCGCAUCCGGACGACCUGCAUCCACUACAACCACGACGCGACGGCGGAGUUCUGCGUUGCCGUGCACCUGCACGCCUACGCCAACGACGUGCUGUCCGUGUGGGUGUUCCUGCUCUCCAUGGUGCCACUGGUGGUGUGA